AUGCCCAACGGAAUCAACACCUCAUCGCCCAGCGAGCCCACCACCGCCACCACCACCACCACCACCACCACCACCACCACCACCACCAGCAGCAGCAGCAGCAGCAGCAGCAGCAGCAGCAGCAGCAGCAGCAGCAGCAGCAGCAGCUCCUCCUCCUCCUCCUCCUUUGCCUCCUCCUCCACCACCACCGCCACCAGCUCUAGCAUCACCCCAACUAUCGUCACUGAAAAGGCCACUGACGCUCCCAACCUAUGCUGCGCACACUGUCCCUUCAAAAAACGGCUCGGACAGUGGAGUGGCGACGGGGAGAGGGAAGAAAGAUCGACCUUAGGGACUGCGUCCCACGAUACUCAGCGCACAUUUCUCACUAUGAAAAGUCUGACUUGUCUUUAG
Molecule: messenger RNA, 393 nt
Organism: Spirometra erinaceieuropaei
Lineage: Eukaryota; Metazoa; Platyhelminthes; Cestoda; Diphyllobothriidea; Diphyllobothriidae
Source: the annotation of a GenBank genome assembly